GAAAGCUUUCACAAACGGUUACGGGACCAUCGGGUUCUGCGGUUCUGCAACGGAGCCCUCCUCUCGAUGGCAGGACCAGCACCAAAGAACAGAGAUCUGAGCAGGCACCCAUCUGGGUUCUCCCAGCAUGGGAUGUUAUCGCUGCGUUUGCUGCAACAGCUGGCGCCACGUUCUUCGAAAUGUCGUGCCGCAAUGACGACAAUCUGCAGUUACCUAGAAGCAUUUCCUCCUUGUGCGUCACGGCUUGCCGCUUCCGCCUCGGAGAGUGCUCGUGACAGGACAAAAUAUAGUUUUCAAUCGGAGCUGGCCGAUUUCGAGAACUGCCAGCCUAGCGGCCUGCGCAGCAAACACGAUAUAGAAUUGCCCGGUGAUGACCAUAGUCCAAAUAAGCCAAAGUUGCAGACAGCACGACGGGUUUACAUCCGUCGGCCGUUGUCCGUGAGAACAUGAGAGAGCUAAUCUGAGGGCAAAUUCUAUACCGUCGAGGUGAGUGGUGUUUCAGCAUGUCGGGUAUGUAUCUCAGGGCAUCUCUCUCUGUCACCUGCAGGUUCGGGAUGGUGUUUUUUUUAGGACGGAACGGACUUUGUUGACGCUCAAUCGUGUCAUCUCGAGAUGGCGGGCUCCUCUUGUAUCAUCAGCCCAAGGUUAAGCAAAUCCCUUGGUCAACUCGUAAUACUCAUCAAUAAACAAAUGGCCGACCGCCUCUGCCUUGCCCUCGAUACACUGUAAGAACCUAGGAAAGCUCCGAGAUGAUCCUCAUCGUAUACCCAACUACCUAAAAGACCAGAUUACUUGAGCACUUUUACUUACGACAAUAACCCAAAACAAAAGAGUUCACCCCCCCGGUGGCGAACGGGGGCUACAUCUCUGGUGCUCAUGCUGGGACUCGAACACGGGACCUCUCAAAGCCUUCACCGAUUAGGCUGUUCGUGGACUUCAACCACUCCACCACCCAGCCAGCUUUGGCCUGACCCCCGAGGGGGCGCCUGCUGGCUGGUGACGGGAAUGGACUUGAGGGAGGGUACAAGGGGUGCUCACGGAAGGCACGGGAAGGUACAAACGUGAGGUGGUACAUUCCGAACAGAGUGGGAUGAGCAUUCAGCUUUCCCAUAUCCGCAUCACAGCUCGAUCUCGGAGACCAUCGCCGCCUGCUCACAGUCGACGACUCCCCAGGUCUGACCCGUUAUCCAGGGCAGCAUCUGCCUGCACGCCUUUUUCGAUCUGCGGCUGGAAUAAUACCUCUACGAGCUUUGGACGUUGUUACGUUUCGCACGGUGUCUGCCUUCACUUUACGGUCGAUACCAACAAGCUAAACGCCUGAGACAAGGAAAUUUGAGUUAUCGACGAAACGGAAAUGGGCGGAAGAUAUCACUCAGCGAAGCUGCGUCGAGAGGAGCGAAGCAGCUGAGGCGUUGUGCGGUCAGGAUUUGGAGGCAUGGCUCGGUGUGAGGGAUGAGGCAGAUUCAAAGGGAGGACCGAGGGGGUAUGUUUGCCGGGCUGUGGCAUUUGGAGAUGCUUGCUCGGAAGAUUGAGAGUUGUGCUGGAGAAGAUUGACGUCGAGAGGACCUCAGCGUGGGUGACUGGCCAGGAAUUGAUGAUUCAAGAGGAAGGAUGCAAUGAAGGCACCAUAGGGGCCCUGUAUCACGGUUGAAGGGUAGAGCCGAAUGAGCGGUGGACUGCUGAGUGGAAUCUUUUAACACACAGAGCCAGUGAAUGGUACGUUGUUUGAGCCCUGAGAAUGACAGACCCUGAACGUUGAGAAAAAGUGCUAGAUGCAGAUGGCAUCCUUGUCUGUUGGUGAUGUGACGAUGUUACUACGAGCCGGGACGGGAUCAAC
Messenger RNA from Colletotrichum scovillei, 1837 nucleotides. RefSeq lists its product as uncharacterized. NCBI's taxonomy places the organism in Eukaryota, Fungi, Ascomycota, Sordariomycetes, Glomerellales, Glomerellaceae. Bases 67 to 450 code for a protein of 127 amino acids. The record is from RefSeq and is a predicted model, not a curated record. The transcript has 2 exons.